ACGCCGGGGGCCGGGUUCUCUUUCCGGGCGAGCCGGGGCUUCGUUUCCGGGUGAGGCCGGCCCCGCGCCGCCGCCAUGAAGAUCACGAGGCAGAAACACGCCAAGAAGCACAUGAGUUUCUACAAGUACAACUUCCAGGUCCGGGAGCCCUUCCAGUUGCUGCUGGACGGUACCUUCUGCCAGGCCGCGCUGCGCAACAAGAUCCAGAUCCGCGAGCAGCUGCCCGGCUACCUGGGGGGCGCCGCGCAGCUCUGCACCACGCGAUGCGUUCUAAAAGAAUUAGAAUCACUGGGGAAGGAACUAUAUGGAGCAAAAUUAAUUGCCCAACGAUUUCAGGUUCGACACUGUUCUCACUUCAAAGAUCCAGUAAGUGGUUCGGCAUGUCUUCUAUCCAUGAUUCAGGAUGGCAAUCCACAUCACUAUUUUAUUGCUACACAGGAUCAAGAUUUGGCAAAAAAAGUGAAGAAAAAGCCUGGAGUUCCUCUGCUCUUUAUUAUUCAGAACACUAUAGUACUUGACAAACCGUCUCCAAAAUCUCUGGCAUUUAUUCAAGCAGUGCAAGCAAAUCAGCUUGUUCCAGAGCACCAGAAACAAAGUCUUAAACAACUCAAAGAGAAAGAGGGACUAGGAAAGGAAGAAAAGGAAAAAAGAAAACGUAAGAGAGUGGGUGGUCCCAAUCCCCUCAGCUGCCUGAAGAAGAAGAAAAAAGUGCAAGAGACUAAGCAGCCUCCUGCUGCAAAGAAGAAACGAAAAAGAAAACGAAGCCGGGCUAAACUGCAGCCAGUGCAACAGUGCGCAGAAGCAUAAAGCUGUCCUUAUAAACCGUGCAGGACUUCAGUGUUGCUUGAGUUUUUGUAAAGAUUCUUUUUGCACAAAAAUAAUAUGAAAAAAACUGUGUGUUUAUACUGAACCAUAUUUUUAUGAAAAAAGUAAUACCCAUCCUUGGGAAACAAACACUGUGA
Gavialis gangeticus (Gharial) is the source of this 962-nucleotide messenger RNA. RefSeq names its product UTP23, small subunit processome component (gene UTP23). The transcript has 3 exons. Bases 76 to 807 code for a protein of 243 amino acids. Gene Ontology annotation, cellular component: nucleolus; small-subunit processome. The record is from RefSeq and is a predicted model, not a curated record. Gene Ontology annotation, molecular function: small ribosomal subunit rRNA binding. NCBI's taxonomy places the organism in Eukaryota, Metazoa, Chordata, Crocodylia, Gavialidae.